UUUUAUUCGUGCCUCCUUAAUGUAAUAAACAUCGUGCCAUUAUUUAAUACAUAUGCAGUUAACCUUUUUACAUGCUCGAAAUCCUAAGACAUUAUUCAUCCGUGCUGGGCUUGUUCAAAUAUAGAUAUGUGAUAGGAAUGUAGAAUUGGUUUAAUGAAUCCCGCGAUCGUAAAGUUUAAGCACUGAAUAAGUACCCUUUGUAUCGUCGUGUGAAUUACCGUACAAGUUUGAAAAAUUAACUCAUGUAAAUUAUAGUGUGAUUGCAGUUAACGAAAAGGAAGCUACCGUAUCGGCUUUGCGUAGUCCUAAAGGAAGGUUCGGUACACGUAUAUCAAAGCUUGACUACUUUUACUGCAGCAAUACGCAGUGAUAUUUUUAGAUACCAAUAUUUCAAAGCCAGUGAUGUCAGCAAAACGGCUCCAAAAUGAUAGUGUUACAGUAAGUAGGAGCCCUAUCAGCGCAUUACUACAGUACUUACUCGUAAGACAACGAAUACAUCUACUGCCGAUGAGUGGGAGCGCUCUGUGUGUUUUACGUGGAUCUCGUGCUGGAAUACUGUAACACGGAAGUUGUUCCUCUUACUACCACGACACAGGAGGAAUAAUUGCCUGGAGCACCGUACCAUAAAUUUUAGGUAUGGAGCUGGAAUAUUCACCGGACAUGGCUUUCAGUAACGAUACAUAUGACUACGAUCAGGGGAAUUUCCUCGUUGACUUGCCAUGGGAAGUGCAGCACAAUAUUUUCAAACGCUUAGACCCCAAGAGUCGCGCUUCUCUGCGCGAAGUUUCAAAAGAUCUGCGUAAUACAAUGGAUGAUCCGUCUUUCUGGAAACGGCAGAUUGUCCGUCUAUCAUCUAUCCGGCGCUUCAAAGAGCCCAUGUGGAAUCUACUUCUGCAGCGCAACAUCCGUCACAUCGAAGUGCGUCCAUCAGCUGACGAGACCCAAGAAUACCACCGCCACAACAUGGUGUGGAAUGAUCUGGAAUGGGGCCAACUGGCCGAACGCAUCCCCGACCUGAAGUCGAUUACGACGCCCUUGAAGUGCGACAAAGGCAAAGGCCUGCCGUGUGGGAUGCGUGACCUUGAUCAGCUGGAGCAGUUGAGGGUGCACUCGGUUCUGUACGCUGACCAUCAGUUGUUUAUGGAUAUGUCGUGUUUAAGCACUCUCAAGCAGCUCUGCAUUGAGGUGCUCUGUUUGGAUGUGUUGGUCGAACGAACGGACGCGCUGAAACAUCUGGCGCAGCUGCGAGAUUUGGAAGAUUUGCAGCUAACAUUCCGCCGUUUCACCAUGUUAAAUAAACAAGCCUUUCAGUACUUGCUUUAUCAUCUGCCAAAACUCCGGCGCUUUGCAUUACGCCGUUGUUGUUUCCGAUUUCCUGAUAUCAGCGUGAUUUUUUCAUCACCGCCACCGUCAGAUGAUGUUAAGCAAAAAACGGGCACAGUGGAUGGAAGCGAGAUUAAUAAUCAUGCCGAUAAUGCGGCAGUCGAGCCGGAGCGCAUUAAUCGGCUAAAUUUAACCGAACUAGAUCUGAGCGGAACCUUGCAGCAUGUGCUCAACGAGGACGCUGUAACCGCCCUAGAUACGUUGCAGAUUUUCCGCUUACAGACACAUGGCAUUGAUGACUCAAUUCGUGAAUUUUUCCGUUCCUGUUUCACAAAAUGGCAACGACUCGUUGAACUGGAUGUGCGCAAUGCUGAUCUUCCGGCCGACAUAUUCCAUUAUGUUCCGCACUCUCUACGCAUUGUCCACCUGAGCUUAUCGGGAAUAGAUUUCAGUCUGGAGGCGCUCUUGAAAUUAUCGGAACGUUGCGGUACACACAUGGAACAACUGCACUUGUAUGGAUGCGAGCCAAAACAUCCGCAAAAACUGUACUACCUUCCAGACUGGUUUCCUAAUCUCAAAUGUCUUUCAUUUGUGGGAGAUAUCGGAUCGAUUUCACGAGAGAUCCUGUGUCGUUUGAGCGAGAUGAAGUUAGACAUUUUGGACGUACGUGAAUGCCAAGUUCAGCCAGGGAAAGAUGUCUGGGAUAUUUUACGAUCGCUCAUGGGCAGCCGAACUCAUAUUCUGUCAUAAUAAUUUAAGAACUAAACACCAAACGAAUUUCUGUAUGUACUUCCUUACUCAUAUAAACCAGUGUGGGUUUUUAUUUUUACAAUAGCCGUGUGGUUUUCCAGUUUGCGUGUAGGAAUUAUAUCUAUAUUAAAGAUACCUACUCAUCA
Messenger RNA from Paramacrobiotus metropolitanus, 2219 nucleotides. RefSeq lists its product as uncharacterized. NCBI's taxonomy places the organism in Eukaryota, Metazoa, Tardigrada, Eutardigrada, Parachela, Macrobiotidae. Gene Ontology annotation, molecular function: protein binding. The transcript has 3 exons. The record is from RefSeq and is a predicted model, not a curated record. The coding region runs from base 637 to 2073 and encodes 478 amino acids.